AGGUUGUGAUUGCUGACGGCUAGUACUAGUACUAGUUGUACUUGAGGCUGCUGAAUAUCAUGAUCUUUUCUUCUUGUAAUUGAUCAUAUCUACGAUACUACAGAGCUUAUUAUUACACCUUACAGACUCAUAAAAACUCUACGAUAUUGUACCAUUUCUCAGUUAACGCGAUCCCAGACCUCGUCGCGUUGUUUCUGCUGCCUGCUAGCACUAGCGUAGCCUCCACUCAACCUCCAAGUCCGGGAGCGCAGUCCACCGCUCACCGGCGUUGUGAUCUGAUCCGGUGCCGCGGCCGCGACAAGUACAAGCGACAUCCUGACAUGGAGACUUCGAUAUCUCAUUGUAUUUUUCUUCUCUUCACGACGACCCUGCUGGUUGCUACCAAUGGCUAUAAGCCGGUUAUUAUCAUCCAUGGGAUGCUGGACGGAGCACCAGAAAUGCACUUCAUGCAUGAUAUGAUCAUAAAGGCACAUCCUGGUACAAACAUCACAAUCCCAAAUGCCUACAGUUACAAAAGGAGUCUAGAACACCUAUGGGAUCAGGUCCCAGCAUACAAAAAGGCUAUUCAAGAUGUGAUCAAUGAAUCCCCUGAUGGUGUGAAUAUGGUCUGCUACUCACAAGGUGGUCUGAUGUGUAGAGCUAUCAUUGAGAAAUUGGACAACCAUAAUGUGGAGAAUUUGAUCCUUCUUUCAUCUCCACAAAUGGGUCAAUUUGGAGUUCCAUAUAUGCCUAACUUACAUACAAGUUAUGUUCCUGAACUUCCAAGUACUCGCACCGAGGUCUACAGGAUUUGCUAUGAUCUCAGGGCUAUAGGACAACUGAUCUCUGUCUGUGAAUAUUGGAAUGAUCCAUACCACCAACCAGAGUAUUUAAGGAGCUCAGAUUUCCUUGCAGUAAUCAAUAAUCAAAGUGCUCAUAGCGAGAGUCAACAAUGGCGUAAGAACUUCUUGAGGUUGAAGAAUGUUGUGAUGAUAGGUGGUCCAGAUGAUGGUGUUAUAACCCCUUGGCAAUCAAGUCACUUUGCUACAUAUGACAAGAACCUGAACAUCACAGAAAUGAAAGACCAAGAGGUGUACCUGAAAGACUACUUUGGCUUGAAGACAUUAGAUGCUCGCGGGGGGUUGCACACCUAUGGUAUCGCUGGGGUCAUUCAUACCUUCUGGCAUCGCAACCAGACAGUCUUUGAUUGCUGCAUUGAGCAGUUCUUGACAUAGCAGUGUUUCCCCCUUGGCAAUCAUUUACCAAAGAUUCUUUCACCGAACAGCAUGUAUACACACAUGCAUCAUGAUCUCAUAUAGUGCCAUAUUACAUAUACACAUGUAGGUGUAAACUCAUCAAUCUGAUUACAAGAUGACUUCAUUUCUGCACUACAUCUAGCUUAAGAUAUUUGAAAUCUUGAUAUUGUAUGGAAAGAGAAGUAUAUACUCUUAUGUAAUGUUGGUUGUAGGGUGUAUUUGAUAAGGCAAGGCUGUGUAUGAGAAUGAAUGAGCAUGUUGACAUUUUUAAGCCUACUUAUCGAAAGAAGGAUUACUAAUGAAAGAUGUGUUUUGGGCAAUCAUUCAGCACUAUCAUGAAUGCCAUACAUAUAUCUGUCAAUGGUCACUUGGCGUGAUUCAUCAGUUUCGAGAUGACAUCAAAGAAGUUUGGCAUAGGUCAUUAUAGGCAUCUCUGCAUCGUGUAUGACAUUUACCUACCGUAAUUCUUUUUACUAUUCCAUCCCCUAAUAAAAAUCACUCAUUAUAACUAUCAACUUAGUAAUUACCACAAUUUUUUUUUUUCAUCAAUGGUAUUUAAAAAUGUUUGCCUAGAAGAUGUCCAGAUGUACAUUUUUUUCCUAUGCAAUAUGACCCAAAAGCUGAGAUUUCGGAGUAACAUAUCAGUGAAACUUUGAGAAAAUAUGAUGAAAA
Strongylocentrotus purpuratus (purple sea urchin) is the source of this 1907-nucleotide messenger RNA. RefSeq names its product lysosomal thioesterase PPT2-A (gene ppt2). The record is from RefSeq and is a predicted model, not a curated record. The transcript is spliced from 10 exons. Gene Ontology annotation, molecular function: thiolester hydrolase activity. Lineage: Eukaryota; Metazoa; Echinodermata; Echinoidea; Camarodonta; Strongylocentrotidae. Bases 321 to 1214 code for a protein of 297 amino acids. Gene Ontology annotation, cellular component: lysosome.